AUGACACGUGAAUCGAACAUCGUAGGCGGAUCGCUUGCAGCGGCACUCCCAGUCACAGACAAGUACUGGUUUCAGCAACCGCAUUUGCUACGACUGAACCUAGUCCUUCUCAUACCGCUGCUCUCGUCCUCCACUUUUGGCUACGAUGGGUCGUUGAUGAACGGACUGCAAUCCUUGGAACAAUGGCAGACAUACUUCAACAAUCCCACGGGCAGGCUCUUGGGAACCAUAGUGGCUGCGCAGUCCAUCGGCAGUGUCAUCGCGCUUCCAUUCCUAGGAAACCUCUGCGACUGGUAUGGUCGCAAGCCGAUUCUAUUUACCGGACUUGUCCUCAUCUGCAUUGCCGCAACUAUCCAAUGUGCGUCGGUAAAUCUGGCUAUGUUCAUAGUAGCCCGCAUUUUGAUUGGAAUUGGAGGGAUGUUCAGCUCCCAGCCAAGCCCGAUGCUGAUUGCGGAAUUGGCAUACCCUACACAUCGUGGUGCCAUUCUAUCCUCAUGGUGCACGUUUGGCACACAAUCACUAUCUGGAAGCUGGUCUUGGCGCACCCCGUCCAUCUUGCAAGCAGGGUAUCCUGUGGUGCAGCUAGCCUUCCUCUACUGGGUUCCAGAAUCCCCUCGCUGGCUGGUAGCCCAGAACCGGAUCCAAGAGGCUACUGAUAUUCUAAAGAUAUACCACGCGGGCCAAAGGAAUCCGGAUGAAGUGCCUUCACCACUUGUUGCAGUGGAGAUAGCCGAGAUCACACAUGCCAUCGAAUUCGAGAAGAGCUUCGAAGCCACGGGAUGGUCCACUUUAGUAGCAACACCAGGCAACCGCAAACGAACCACGAUCGCAAUUUGCGUCGGCGCCUUCGCACAAUGGAACGGCAUAGCCGUAGUCUCGUACUACCUCUCCCUGGUCCUAGACUCCGUCGGUAUUACAUCCUCCUACACGCAAACCUUAAUCAACGGCUUCCUCCAAGUUUUCAACUUCGCCGCUGCACUAAUGGCCGCCUUCCUCGUUGAUCGACUCGGUCGCCGCACGUUAUUUGUCUGGAGCAGCAUAGGCAUGUUCAUCUCCUUUAUAGUAUGGACAAUUUGUUCGGCCCUCAACAGCGAGACCGGCUCCAAAGCCGCAGGCUACGUCGUCAUAGUCUGUGUCUUCGUCGUAUACUUCCACUAUGAUAUCGCCUGGACUCCCUUACUCCUCGGGUACCCCACAGAAAUCUUUCCUUACUCGCUUCGCUCGAAGGGACUAGCCGUCGAGAUGAUGUCCGUUUACGGAUCACUUAUCAUUGCAUCGUUCUGCAACCCGAUAGGAAUGGAGAACCUGGGAUGGAGGUAUUAUAUUGUGUUCUGUGUCUUCCUUAUGUGGAUCUUGGCCACGGUUUAUUUCUAUUUUCCGGAGACAAAGGGUCAUACGCUGGAAGAAAUUGCCGUUAUUUUUGAUGGGGAUCGAUCGGAUCUGCGGCACGGUGAUGAUGAUUGUCUCGCGGAGGGGAAGAAAUGA
Messenger RNA from Aspergillus welwitschiae, 1485 nucleotides. RefSeq names its product general substrate transporter. The record is from RefSeq and is a predicted model, not a curated record. The coding region runs from base 1 to 1485 and encodes 494 amino acids. The transcript is spliced from 4 exons. Gene Ontology annotation, molecular function: carbohydrate:proton symporter activity. Gene Ontology annotation, biological process: carbohydrate transport; transmembrane transport. Gene Ontology annotation, cellular component: membrane. NCBI's taxonomy places the organism in Eukaryota, Fungi, Ascomycota, Eurotiomycetes, Eurotiales, Aspergillaceae.